Messenger RNA from Symbiodinium natans, 2082 nucleotides. NCBI's taxonomy places the organism in Eukaryota, Dinophyceae, Suessiales, Symbiodiniaceae. The record is from the annotation of a GenBank genome assembly.
AUGCAUCCAGCUUACCACCACGCUGCCACUGUGCAAUAUGCACACCCGCAGCAGCAGCAGCAACAACAACAACAACAACAACAACAGCAGCAGCAGACAAUGCACCCGGCUGUAGCAGGCUUAGCUGCAGGCCAGCCUGUGCGGCAGAGCCUGAGCUUCGCAGCAGCGCCAGCUGGGCAACCACAGUUCGCCUUCUAUGCAAACCCACCCCCCGGUACACCAGCCAUGCCGCCCCUUGCUGGGUUUCAGGUCGGGUUGCCAGGAACGCAAGUGGCCCAGAUGGGCGUGGCACCGUCCGGCAUGCCGCUUCCCCCAUCUGUGAGCUACAGCCCAGCCUAUAGCCCAUACCCACAAGGAGCGAUGCCUCCGACCCCUCCGACCCACAGCAUCAUCCAAGGACAAGGCCCAAGCCACCACGAAGGCGCAAGGUCGGAGAGCAGCUACGAGUCGAGCUCCGAGGAGGAGCAGAAACAGGCCGAACCUGAAGGAGCAGCGCCUGCGUCGAACGCGGAAGCUGCCCCAGAGCUCCGCGCAGCGCCAGUGGCCUCGGUACCCUCGUCCAUGUCGUUACCUGCAGCCUCUGUGCCAUCCUCCAUGCCCUCGUCCAUGGCGGCCUCUCAGCAAAAGCCGCUCUCUGAGGACUCCGUGAACAAUGUCAACUACCAGACGCUAUAUGCGGGCUCUCCGGGUGCAGAGGAUGUGAACUUGCAGACACGGCUGUCCAACUCGAAGGAGGCGCUGAAGCUGCCUCUGGGAGCUAAGCCGGCAGAGCAACACCUGGAUGGCUUUCUCUUCGGGCACGGCUACUCUAUCGCUCGGGAGGUGCUGCCUCCCAAAGCGAGCCUUCCUGCCGGAGCACUUGGAAAAGGUGCGUUCGGCGUCGUCUAUCGUGGCCGCCGCCGACGGGACAACAUCGAAGUUGCCCUCAAGGUCUCGGAGAAUGCUUCUUCAGCUGAGCCAAUGCUGGAGCAGGAGAUCAACAUUCUGAAGCUCCUGGAUCAUCCUAGCAUCGUCCGCUUUCUCGAAGCCUUCGUGGACAAGAGCAGCGACUCCAUGGUUAUUGCCAUGGAGUUAGUGACUGGGGGCGACUUGCUUUCCUCGCUGACGGGUGAGCCGCAGCUCUACGAGGAGAGCCUUGUUCGGCCAAUGAUUUUUCACAUUGCUUGCGCCUUGGCACAUGCUCACGAGAUGGGAGUUGUUCAUCGCGACUUGAAGCCCGAGAACAUCCUCCUGCGUCAGGGCGACCGAUUCCCCAAGGUUGCCGACUUCGGUCUCUCCAGAUCCUUGAGGAACUCUGAAAUGGCAAUGACCGUGGCUGGCACUCCCACGUACAUGGCUCCAGAGAUCCAGGACCCGCGUCUGCCAUACGACUUUCCGGCAGACGUCUACUCUUUGGGCUGUAUCCUCACCGACAUGAUGGACCCGUGCUUCUGCUGCAGUUGGUAUGCGCAGGUGACACCGGGUUGCCACGAAAAAAUGCGAAAGAAGUGGCCUGCUGGCACCACAGCUCCGGAAUUCUCGACACCCUUGAAAGAGCUGCAAGGCUCUAUGAUCGGCCAGGCGCCAGGCCUGAGGCCCACUUGCUACCAGGUUUGCAAUGAUCUUCUGACCCUUGCAGACACGCAGCCCUUGCCUCACACUUUGUGGCAGGAGAAGCCGAAGUUGCCAAAGGGUCCACCUAUGCAGAAGAUGCUGGGCUCAGAGCUCGCUCGUGAAAUUGCAGGCCGAGGUGGUUACGCUGUCGGCUGCCGCGUCCGGGUGAUGGUGGAUACCGAAUGGUAUCCCGGCGAGGUGAAGCACAUCUCGACAAGCAUGUGCCCUGGAGCAGUGCAGGUACACUUCAAGCGAAACGGAGGUGAGGAAGCCAUCCUGGUAUGCCCUUGGCAGUUUCAGCUGCUGCUUCGACCAGAUCCCGGAGCAGUCGUUGCAGAGGAGGAUCGGAUGGGCACUUUGAUCUUCCCGGAGGUUCAACCGGAGAAGGUAAGUCCAUCCAAAAACUCGAGGACUCCAGCAUCGAGUCCCGCGCAAAGAGAGGUCCCCGUGGUCAAACAGAAAUGUCAGCCGGGCUGUCGGCAGCAGUGA